CAAUGCGAGUCUUUCGUCUAUUUGUAUAACACUCAGUAAAUAGUUUGUAGUGAUAUCAAUUGAAACAAAAUAGUUUUACCUGAUCAAAUAUGGGAAGAAGAAAAUCUAAGAGAAAACCUCCACCUAAAAGAAAAAACAUCGAACCCUUGGAUCAACAGUUUAAUUGUCCGUUUUGUAAUCAUGAGAAAUCAUGUGAAGUAAAAAUGGACAAAGGCCGGAAUACCGCUAAAAUAACUUGUCGCGUUUGUCUAGAGGACUUUCAAACUGGAAUUAACUUUUUGUCAGAACCUAUCGAUGUAUACAACGAUUGGGUGGAUGCAUGUGAAACUGCAAAUUAAACCGAAUAUAUUUGAUCAAUAUAGGUUUUCUUUUUACAAAUUCAUUUUGAUACUUAAAUGUACAAUAUUCUUUCAUUGUAAUGCCUUUUGUUUAAGUUCUAUUUAAGACACACAUAUAUUUGAUGUCA
This is a messenger RNA of Drosophila hydei, 466 nucleotides long. Its product is annotated as transcription elongation factor 1 homolog. Gene Ontology annotation, biological process: transcription elongation by RNA polymerase II. The coding region runs from base 90 to 338 and encodes 82 amino acids. Gene Ontology annotation, molecular function: RNA polymerase II complex binding. The record is from RefSeq and is a predicted model, not a curated record. Gene Ontology annotation, cellular component: transcription elongation factor complex. Lineage: Eukaryota; Metazoa; Arthropoda; Insecta; Diptera; Drosophilidae. The transcript is spliced from 2 exons.